Sclerotinia trifoliorum is the source of this 1633-nucleotide messenger RNA. Lineage: Eukaryota; Fungi; Ascomycota; Leotiomycetes; Helotiales; Sclerotiniaceae. The record is from the annotation of a GenBank genome assembly.
AACUUCAUCAAUAUACUCUCGUUGCAAUUUUUUUAUAUAAAAUACAAGCGCAGAUUCUAAAUUUCCCGGCCGACACUAAUAAUCCCUUAUUACUAUUCCUCUCCAUAAUACAUCCCCAUAUAUCUCCUCAGACCUAUCAUCUCAGCCACAGUAAUGGGUAUCCCUCUUCAAGACCACUCACCCUACUGUCGAUGCAGGCGCCCUGACUGUAAACGUCGUGGUAUGAGUUCAGCAAAUCGUCAUCGUCCUGCACGUUCUAUACGCCAUACAGUAUCUAGGAUAGAUCCGCCUUCCACCUCAGCUAUAGAUAACCCUGUUCAAUUACACCCGACCCCUUGUCUAUGCCGGCGCCCUACAUGCCAGCGUCGUCGUACGGCUCCAUCAAAUCGUCGUCUCUCUGAACGCCCUAUAUCUCGUACACCAUCUAGGAUAAAUCUUCUUCCCACCUCAUCCAUCUAUCAUCCUCUUCGAUUACACCCAGUUCUCUCUUCUGCUCCUCCACCAUCAACAUUCAAUACACCGACUAGCCAAUUCCCCUCUUACGAAACAAACGAAGCAUGGCCCAAUGGUCAAACAUCUUUAAGUGAAAGCCGAAUGCUGCCUGACAGCCGAUCAGAGCAACGAAAUCCACACGUUCAAUCCGGCAAUAACAAUUCCAAUGCGGAGGGUCAUUUGGAAGGGAUGAUGGGUACCCAUGGAAAUAGCAGCAGGCCCACAAAUUCCCUGGAACUAGAUCGAAUGGAUUUCAAUAGAAGACAUUAUGAUAUUGAUCAGUCGCUGGAACAAUUGAGCCAAAUAAUGCAAGAAGUAGCAAAUAUAGUACCUACCAACCCACAUACAAGGCAGCAAGAGCGACAAAGUCCAUCGGUACGGCAAGAGCAGUCAGAAUAUAGUGGACCUAGGGAUAUUUUGAACGAACCUCAGAUUUCAAUUCGAGCUUUUAAUGCUUUAUCUCUACUUGAACAUUCAAACAUGCCUGUUUCUACCGUCCGCCGUCGACAAGCGAGUCAGCAGAUGAGAGACCUCAGUUAUAGUUUUGGUAGAUUUGAUGAACCGGUCGAUGAAGGAGGAUUUCAUCAGUCAAUAGUGAGCCAGGAAAAUUCCACGAAUAACCACCCACGUACAAGGCGGCAAGAAGUACUGCAAAGACGAUCCACUGAGCAAGAGCAGCUAAAUUACUUUAGUCAUAGCCCUCCCCACCUUAGUGCGGAACUGACGAGCAAUUUUUAUGCUGCAGAUCGGGAUUCUGUUAGCCCACUGCUACUUCCAUCUCGCACCGAGAUGGUACAUUUCGCUGUCCAGCAACAUGUCAUGUAUAACGAGCCGCGCACACUACAGGCACGCUUGCGUGAGCGAGCGCGAAUGGAGGCCGCUCAAGCCCCCGAGAAUAAAAAUACGGAUCUAGAAACUAACACAUCUACAAAUAAUAAUACGGGCUCAUAAGCUAACGCAUCUGCAUAUGACUAUCCCCCUGGUUUGAAUCUUGACUUGUGAGUUUAGAUGGGGAUCUUUCAGACACAAGCUUUGGUCCAAUCGAAACUGGAAUGGCUCCGGGCCCUGCGAGACGAUAUAGAAAAUAGGGGUAUCGCAUACCUGGAAAAGCGUGUUGAAAGUUUGGACUAUGAGUGGAUGA